Molecule: messenger RNA, 785 nt
Organism: Exaiptasia diaphana
Lineage: Eukaryota; Metazoa; Cnidaria; Anthozoa; Actiniaria; Aiptasiidae
Exons: 7
Coding region: 111-776 (221 amino acids)
Source: RefSeq, a predicted model, not a curated record
CCCAUACACUACGGUUUAAUUAAUGAGUUUGUACUGUCGCAAACACARUCGACUARCAACAUCUCUAGGACAGAGAAAGUCAAUUCCAGUUAAGAGGGAAACCCACAACGAUGCCGAGAGAUUUUCUUCUGAUUAUCGCCUUGCUGUUUGUGGCAUUAAAUGGUUGUAAAGCACAAGAUAGUGCAGCUGAUGAUGCUAAUGAGUGCCGUGAAUCUAAUGACACCGUCUACGCCGUGGCAUCAAUGGGUGAAUUCCCUCCACUUUACGAAACACUCCACGAUUUGUACUCAACUGUAACAACUUUCCCUGUCAUCGAGGAAUGCUCCAAAGAGACAGCUUCUCUCAACAAUUUUGAAGAAAAGGUCAAAACCCAGGCUCAGACCAUGAGUACAGCUGCACUUGCAGUAGACAGAAAAGUCAAAGAAGCUGGAAAAGCAAAAGCAUUACAAGGUGAAGCCGCUCGUCAAUCCAGUUGUGUAUGGCAGCAAUGCAGACGUCUUUAUAAAAAACAACAAGACAUGCUUUCAGCUAUAAGCGAUGGUGUCAAGGACAGGCUACUUAUUAGAGCUGAAAAAAUUGGAGGUCAAAUCAGAAACCAAACUAAAGAGUGGACCAUAGAACAAGUCAAAGAAGCUCUGGAAAAAGAGCUGUCAGAUGUAAAAGCCAUUGCAGAUGCACUAAGCCCUUCCGUUAAGGAUGUUGUAGAACCGAUCAUAACGCAAGUGAUUGCAAAUAAUGUCGCCAGUCAGGUAAACAGAAGAGUCGAAAUCGAAUAAAAUUAMCCA